UAAUUGCAAUCUUUCCCGUCCCGGAGGGCGACGGCGGGACGGCUCCUGGGAGGCUGCGGCUGGACGGGCGACGGCGGCGAGGGGCCUGCACCGCCCUGCACGCUCCCCCGGCCACCCCAUGCCCGGCUGGCGUCUGCUGGCCCAGGCGGGCGCCCGGGUGCUGCGCCGCGGCCCCCUGGACGCCGCCCGGGCCCCGGGGAACAGAACAAACAUAUGCCUUUCGGUUAGAAGUUUACAUGACAAGAGUGCUACGUGGUGGGAUGAGCAUCUCUCCGAAGAAAAUGUCACAUUUUUGAAGCAGCUGGUCUCUGAUGAAAAUAAGGCCCAGUUAGCAAGUAAAUUGUGUCCACUGAAGGAUGAACCGUGGCCUAUACACCCUUGGGAACCAGGUUCCUCCAGAGUAGGACUCAUUGCUCUGAAGCUGGGCAUGAUGCCUCUGUGGACCAAAGAUGGCCAAAAGCAUGUGGUCACGUUGCUCCAGGUGCAAGACUGUCACGUCCUCAAGUAUACUCCAAAGGAAAAUUGUGAUGGGAAAAUGGGAACCUUAACCGUAGGAGGAAAAACCGUUUCACGAUUUUACAAAUCUCCAGCUAUAUUGGAAUUUUACCGAGAACUUGGAUUGCCACCAAAGCAGAAAGUGAAAAUCUUUCGUGUCACAGAUAAUGCUGUAAUUAAGCCAGGUACUCCUCUUUACGCUGCUCACUUUCGCCCAGGACAGUAUGUGGACGUCACGGCCAAAACAAUCGGUAAGGGUUUCCAAGGCGUCAUGAAAAGAUGGGGAUUUAAAGGCCAGCCAGCGACUCACGGUCAGACCAAGACCCACAGGAGACCUGGAGCUAUUGCGACUGGUGAUAUUGCCAGAGUCUGGCCUGGAACUAAAAUGCCUGGACAAAUGGGAAACAUAGAUAGGACAUCAUAUGGGCUGAAAGUGUGGAGAAUCAAUACAAAGCACAAUAUCAUCUAUGUAAAUGGCUCUGUGCCUGGACAUAAAAAUUGCUUAGUAAAGGUCAGAGACUCUAAGCUGCCAGCAUAUAAGGAUUUCUGUAAAAACCUACCAUUCCCUACAUAUUUCCCCGAUGGUGAUGAAGAGAAACUCCCGGAAGAUUUGUAUGAUGAAAAUGUGUGCCAGCCCAGCGCACCUUCUAUCACCUUUGCCUGAGCCAGUGGACAGGGCAGAGAGUUUUGAUGGAUGGAGUCGGGAAUCCUGUUUUCCUUACGGAACCACAUAGACCUGUUAUGUCAAAGGUGUAAACACAGCCUUUAUCCUUCAACUGAAUUUUGUUGGAAAAAAUUACAUCACACAUACCCGCUAAGUAGGAUGGAGAUGUCAACUGUAGAGGCACUGGCAGUUUCCGGACAGAAUCUUUACAUUAUGUGAGCUUUAUGCUUUUCUACUAUGUAUUUCCAGGUCAUCAUGUUUAUAAUUAUAACUUCCGUAAUUAAAGAUCUGUCUCUGUGAAUGA
Messenger RNA from Sorex fumeus (smoky shrew), 1463 nucleotides. It is a transcript of the gene MRPL3, whose product is annotated as mitochondrial ribosomal protein L3. The coding region runs from base 119 to 1159 and encodes 346 amino acids. The transcript is spliced from 10 exons. Gene Ontology annotation, cellular component: ribosome; mitochondrial large ribosomal subunit. Gene Ontology annotation, biological process: translation. The record is from RefSeq and is a predicted model, not a curated record. NCBI's taxonomy places the organism in Eukaryota, Metazoa, Chordata, Mammalia, Eulipotyphla, Soricidae. Gene Ontology annotation, molecular function: structural constituent of ribosome.